GAUGGCAUCCGAAGACGUCAAUUCUCAUAUAACAGUUUCUUCGGAAGAAACUGGACAACCUGUUACCAAUACCUUGCAGCAAGAGAGUAGUAACAAGGAUGCAAGUUCAGCCAAGCCACAGACUCAAGUAAAUCGAACGAGCAAUCUUCAAAGAAUACAUCAACGCAAACAGCAGACGUACAGUUGGCCGCGAAAAAAAUUGUUGAAACUUGCGAAUUAUAGCGCCUGUCAGGCAGAGUGUAUGCGUAAGUGUACGGGUUGGAAAAAUGCUCAGCCGAUCACACGAUCACCAAAGGGUGAAAUUCAGCAGCCUGUUAUAAACUUAUCCGAUCCAUGCAAAAUGUGCGAUCAUUCUUUAGAAAAUCAUAUUAAGCAUCUGCCAGUUCAGUCUGACGAAGAAAUCAACAGAUUACUAGGAAUGGCUAUCGAUGCUGACAAUAUUUUUGCAUGUAUGCAUAGGGAAGUAGAUCCCGAUACUAGAAAAGUAUAUAUUUAUUUAUAUAGGUUAUUGAGGAAUUGCAUCUUGUCAAUGUCAAAGCCAGCUGUGGAAACUUCUAUAGGACAGCCCCCAUUUGAAAGACCUAACAUAACGAAAGCAGUAAUGAAUUUUGUCUUAUAUAAAUUUAGCCAUCUAUCGCAAAAAGAAUGGCAAGUUAUGUGUGACAUGGCAAAGAUGCUUAUACACUGCCUGAACUUUUGGAAUUUUGAAGCACCUAGUGCUAGACGGUUAACAGUUAAUGCUGAUGAAGCUGCUACCUAUAAACUUAAUUAUACACGUUGGCUCGUCUUUUGUCAUGUACCUGCAUUCUGUGACUCCCUGCCACAUUAUGACACGACUUUAGUUUUUGGAAAAAUUCUGUUACAAGCUGUAUUUAGAUCAGUUUGUAGACAAUUAAUGGAUAAAUGUAAUAAUGAAAGAGAUAAAAUAGCACCAGAGAAAAGAGUUUUAGUUUUAACACAUUUUCCCAAGUUUCUUUCAUCAUUGGAAGUAGAGAUUUAUUCAGAUAAUUCACCUAUUUGGGAUCCUGAAUUUAAACAACCUCCACCUGCUCAUUUUCAAACUGCCCUGGAAUCAAAGGGACAUCAGGCAAGGAAAACGGGAGAAUUCGAAAAGGUUACCGUCACUCCAAAUGAAAAAGAUAAUUUUACAACAAUAAAUAUUAGUCCUGGAAUUAAGAAAAUGCAGGAGAAACGCUCAAACACCGAAGGACGCCUUGACGCAAAGAAGCAAAAGAACGAAGAAACUUUUGAAGAUUUGCCAGAUGAGACCAUUGCUGAAAUUGUUGCAUCUAUUAAUGACACUAAUUAUAUGUCUCGUUCUGAUGCAGUAUUCCCACCAAAUGUGCCACGGGACGAAACUGCAAAAAUAGAAGAAAGUAAAAAGAUAAUAGAGUUUCAUGUAGUUGGAAAUAGCCUUACACGACCGGUAUCUAAGCAAACUAUGCUUUGGCUGAUAGGAUUACAAGAUGUAUUCAGCCAUCAAUUACCAAAAACACCCAAAGAAUAUAUUACUCAAUUGGUUUUUGAUCCGAAGCAUAAAACGCUAGCUUUGAUAAAGGAUGGUCAUCCGAUUGGUGGUAUUUGUUUCUGCAUGUUUCCAAGUCAAGGCUUCACAGAAAUAGUAUUCUGCGCUGUUACAAGUCAUGAACAAGUAAAAGGUUACGGAACGCAUUUAAUGAACAUGUUGAAAGAUUAUCACAUCAAAAAUAAUAUACUACAUUUUCUUACAUUCGCGGAUGACUAUGCUAUUGGAUAUUAAAAACAAGGAUUUAGCAAAGAUAUAAAACUGCCGAAAUCGAUGCACGAGGGAUAUAUUAAAUAUUAUGUAGGAGCGACACUGAUGCAUUGCGAGCUAAACCCAAAAAUUGUAUACACCGAAUUUACAGCAGUUAUCAGAAAGCAGAAGGAGAUUGUGAAAAAGCUAAUUCACCAAAGACAACAGGAAAUACAGAAAGUGCACCCUGGUUUGACCUGUUUCAAGGAAGGUUUGAGGGGAAUUCCUAUCGAGUAUAUCCCGGGAAUUCAUGAAACCGGAUGGAAAAGUUGUGCUCAAACCAGAACGAGAGGUGUGACGAAAGGAAUGCAGGGUCCAGAACAGUUGGACACGAAUUUAGAGGUGCCAGAGUCUCUAUGCAAUACAUUAACUAGUGUUUUGAAUAGUGUGAAAAAACAUAGCACAGCGUGGCCUUUUCUGAAACCCGUCGAUAAAAAUGAGGUUCCAGAUUAUUACGAUCACAUAAAAUAUCCUAUGGAUCUUGAAACGAUGGAAGACCGUUUAAAUUCGGGAUAUUAUGUAACUAAGAGAUUGUUUAUAGCAGACAUGUUACGGAUUUUCACUAAUUGUAGAUUGUAUAAUAGUUCCGACACUGAUUACUACCGUUGUGCCAAUGCCUUGGAAAAAUACUUUCAAACGCGUAUGAAAGAGGUCGGACUCUGGGAUAAGUAAAACUUUUAAGACUGUUAUAAUAAUGAUAAUGUUGGCAAUUGAUACUUCCUAAUUUAUUCUUAUUAAGAAAUACUAUUACUUUAUAAAGAAAGUCCAUAUCUUGAAAUCAUGCUGUUUUUUGUCGUACAGCAUUUGUAUAUAAAAGAAUAAAAACUAAAAUAUAUAUAAAUAUAUAUAUAUAUAUAUAUAUAUGGAAAUGUAUGUCGCAGAAUAUCUACAACUAAAACAAAACAAAGUUUCCCAGUGAUAUUGUACGUUUUUCUUUCAUUUGUUGAAUUAUUUUAAAUCUGUUUAUAAUCAUAUUCAUCGUAAAUAUAUUAAUUUAUAUUUUUUGUUUUUAAUUAAUUUCUCUAUAUUUUAGUUAAUCUCUUUGCUAUGCAUCUCUCGUUAAUUUAAUAUAUUUAUGAAUAAAUGGUAUAUAUAUGGAUGGAUGUGUACAUAUAGCUGCGAAAAAGGUAUUGCUUGUCUACUUUUAAUAAUGUAUUUCAUAUAUUGAUUGCGCGAAUGCUUUAUGCAUGUGGCCUUUUUGCUACGUUAUAUUAUGCAGCAUUAUGAUGUUAAAAAUAUCAAGAAUGGUUUAUGCAAAAACUUUAGACUGAAGUGAGUACUUAAUUUCACAGCCUAAUUAAUAUCAUUAGUCGAGCAGUUAAUUAAUUAUAAUUAAGGAGCGUAAUACAGCAAUUAUAAAAAUGCUCUAGUGGGCGAUCAGUCUACGGAACAGUGAUUCUCUGCAAUGCGCGUUGGUUUGUAAAGUAUCCUUAAAGGAAUAAAGCUUGUUAUGUAGAAAUCAUGUGAAUGAAAUAGAAUAACAGCA
Molecule: messenger RNA, 3260 nt
Organism: Pogonomyrmex barbatus (red harvester ant)
Lineage: Eukaryota; Metazoa; Arthropoda; Insecta; Hymenoptera; Formicidae
Product: histone acetyltransferase KAT2A-like
Biological process (GO): chromatin remodeling; positive regulation of transcription by RNA polymerase II
Cellular component (GO): nucleus; ATAC complex
Molecular function (GO): histone H3 acetyltransferase activity; protein binding
Source: RefSeq, a predicted model, not a curated record